This is a messenger RNA of Schistocerca serialis cubense, 1023 nucleotides long. RefSeq names its product V-type proton ATPase subunit F 1 (gene Vha14-1). Gene Ontology annotation, biological process: proton transmembrane transport. Gene Ontology annotation, molecular function: proton-transporting ATPase activity, rotational mechanism. NCBI's taxonomy places the organism in Eukaryota, Metazoa, Arthropoda, Insecta, Orthoptera, Acrididae. The coding region runs from base 152 to 523 and encodes 123 amino acids. Gene Ontology annotation, cellular component: proton-transporting V-type ATPase, V1 domain; membrane. The transcript is spliced from 5 exons. The record is from RefSeq and is a predicted model, not a curated record.
UUACGAAGUUUCUGUAUCGAUGGCCUCGUGAAUUAAUAUAGGCGGCCGUGGUUUAUGGCAGUCUUUGAGUCAGUAAUAACCUCUGCUUGAUCAGCUGACUUGGGGGCGUGAUUUUAAGUGUAGUACGGUUUGCGUGAACAGCUUGUGUAAAAUGGCAUUACAUUCAGCCUACAAAGGAAAACUCGUCUCAGUCAUUGGAGAUGAGGACACUUGCGUUGGCUUUCUUCUCGGAGGAGUUGGAGAAGUAAAUAAAAGCAGACAUCCUAACUUCAUGGUGGUAGACAAAAACACCAGCGUUAGUGAAAUAGAGGAAUGCUUCAAGAGAUUUGUGAGGAGAGAUGAUAUUGACAUCAUACUGAUUAACCAGAAUAUUGCCGAGAUGAUUCGACACGUAAUUGACAGCCACUCGCAGCCCGUUCCAGCCGUUCUCGAGAUACCGUCCAAGGAUCAUCCUUACGAUGCCACCAAAGACUCGAUAUUGCGAAGGGCGAGGGGAAUGUUCAACCCAGAUGACUUCAAGUAAAAUCAUUGCAUUGCAGAUGCCAGAUGGAAUAAUUUACAUUUUACCUUAUGUAAUUACAUGUAUCUGCCUUGUAUUGCUUAAAAUUAAUUAAGCAUAUACUAUAUUUAAGGCUCAAAUGAAAAUGGUGUUGGAUAAAUAGCUAAUUAGAAUAUCAAACACAUUCCAGUCUUGUAGUGUGACUGUUGUACAGUCCUGUGUAAAUACAUUAUUUAUUGUGGGAUCGACAAAAAGUAAUACUGUUUCAGUUUAAAAGCUAGGGACCUGUGUUGUGAUAAGGGUUGUAACUCUGCUACCCACAGUAUUAUAGUAUGAUUUGGAAAUAAGUUGAUUGUAUCAUGUGUAACAAUAUGGAGUUCUAUUGGUAGCAGACAGAAACAAUUCAUAAAAUAUGUUAAUAUCUUGUUAACACUUAUUGAAUACUUUGUUGAACAUGAUUUAAAGUUGAAUGGUUCAUUUAUGUAGAAAUAUAAAGCUACAGUUCUUAUACUUUGUUUGCUGAA